GCGCCGCAGUAGUGAACUAAGACUUGCGCAUACGCUCGGCAGCAACCGAUGCAAAUUUCGGCAAUUUUCGGAAGUUAUCGGUGCGAUGUACAGGAAUAUAUUGGUGUUGGUGUUCGCUGGCGCGGCGCUUGGGCAGAAUUCUCUGCCUGAGGACUUCACAAGAUGUCGACAGAAGGACUCAAAACUCAGCGAGUGCCUCAAAAGCGCCGUUCCUGACGCUAUGCGGAGAAUGAAGAAAGGCAUCCCUCUCCUGUCGGUGCCACCUCUAGAGCCACUGCAGGUGUCUGUGAUCAACAUCGACUCCGGCGCAGGUCCCGUCACCAUCACGCAGAACUACCGCAACAUCAAGCUGCACGGUCUGACUGACUCCGUGCUCACGUUUUAUAAGGCUGACCUGAAGCACUACCGUCUGCGGACCGACUCCAUCACGCCCAAGAUGGAGUUCCUGGCAGAUUACGUGAUGAAGGGCAGGAUCCUCGUGCUGCCCAUACAGGGGAAGGGCAUCGCUAAUAUUACAAUGGUAAACCUGGUUGUAAAACACGACCUGAUCGGCGAGCCGGUGACGCGUGACGGCCAGCUGUACAUGCACAUCAAGGACUAUAAGGUCAAGUUCAUCCCGCAGCGCGUCAUCCUCUACUUCUCCAACCUUUUCAACGGGGACAAGAGGCUGGGAGACCAGAUGAACAUGUUCCUAAACGAGAACUCUGAUCUGGUAUUCAACGAGUUGAAGGAUUCCUAUGAGAAGAGUCUUAGCUCCGUCUUCCAAGAAGUCACCAAUAGAAUCUUUGACAAAGUGCCAAUGAAAGAUAUCUUCAUAGAAGAUUAGGGUUUAUAACAAGAGUCGAAUGCCUGAAUGAAUUUCUUGCUGAUAUCGUAGCGCGGCAUCUAUCGUCAAGUAGCACAAAACCCGUGCAAGAGAUCGCUAUUACAUGCGCCAUCUAUCGUAGCGCGACUAAAGCUACGGCAAAUAUAGAAAUAUUGUGUAUUCAAAUGCUUGUAUUUUACACAAAGUAGCUAAUUACCUACUUUUUAUUGAGUUUAAUUAAUAAAAAACUUAGCUUGAAGUAGGAAAGACAAGUUACAAUCGAUUUAGAGCCUUGUUUAGAAGCGUUUCCUAAUCCAAAAUAGAUUGUUGGAGCUGGGUUUGCCCAGCACACUGUUGGUCAAUGGGAAGUCUGACAAAUAAAGAGUAUUUUCAUCAGCUGGAAAUCCAUUUAGAAGCAUUCGAUUCUUAACAAAUGGUUUAUAAACCGAAGAAGUAUUUUAUACUUAAAUGCUUUAAUCUCGCAGUCUUUAACGUACAAACGUCUGAUUGAAUUAAUUUGUACAGUGGAAGUGGUUAAGUGGUAUUCAAAGGCUCAAUUUUGAUUAGAAAGUUUUAUAGACGUAAUGGAAUUAAAGAGUAGUGAAUAUGAAUUUAAAAGAGAGUCUUUUUCUGGGAUUAAAAGGCUAACUGAACUGCUGACUAAGCGAAAAAACAAACACAAACAAAAUCUUAAAACUCGGCAUAAAAUUGCACUGUAAUGGAAGAAAAUAAAACCAUUGAAGGUUUCAUUUAAAAGACAUCAGCGCGCAUAUGUGGUACAGUUUUAUAUAAAACAGUAUUCUUAAUGAAUAAAAUAGUAGUCUUAUUUUUAGAGCAUAUUGUUCUAAGAAUUCUUAUUAAUUUGACCCCGUUAAUGUAACAGUAACGUUUGCAACUUAAGAUAUAAACAAUUUGUGUCUAAAAUUGUGUAAAAAAUACGAAUCAUAAUUGAAUAAAUGGAGUACUACUAGCAAUAAUGUUGUAUUAUCUAAUUAGUGUCUAAAUUGUAAGAACUAAGACUGUCAUGUUGAAAUUGAGCCUACAUUUAGUAUUUAAGAUCGGUAGAUAGUAUCAAGUAGAAUUAGAUUAAACACUAAGUUUCAAUAACUAGGUGGAAGUGAACAAAAUGACAAGACUACCUUUAAUGUAUGUUUAUAUUUAUUAAACUGCUUUAAUUAGACAAAUUUUAAACUUAAUAGUUCAAAUAAAUAAAAUUUCUAAAAAUAUAA
Messenger RNA from Pectinophora gossypiella (pink bollworm), 2034 nucleotides. Its product is annotated as protein takeout-like. The transcript is spliced from 6 exons. The record is from RefSeq and is a predicted model, not a curated record. Lineage: Eukaryota; Metazoa; Arthropoda; Insecta; Lepidoptera; Gelechiidae. The coding region runs from base 86 to 826 and encodes 246 amino acids.